AAAACAACAGGGUUUUGGAAAGCAUAGCUUGCCCGUUAUUUAACAGUAAUAAAGAUAAAAAGUAGAGUGAGUGAGAGAGAGAGAGAGAGAGAGAGAGAGGUCUCCCCUCAACUUCCAAAAUUUGGUACUUGUUAGCUGUGUUUUGUCAGAAAAUGAGUGUGUUAACAGAAUUUCCACUGUGUUAAACACAAUUGCUUUUGUGCAUAUUCUACAGAAGCUGGGCUUUUUUUGGCCUCUCUUCUAAGGCCAAUCCUCUCGAGCCCUGUAUGGCUGGCCUGGACUGACUUAUGGUCAUAAAGUUAGAAGCAACAUGAAAUUUGGAUCGAAGAAAAAAUGGAAGUCAAUAGUGCCUCUCCGUUUGAGAGGCAAAUCAGCUACCCGUUUUUGUCUAUUCCCCAAAGUGAAGCCAGCUGGUUGUAGUCCAGGCAAUACACCAGUUUAUCUCAAUGUAUAUGACUUGACACCCAAGAACGGCUACGUCUACUGGGCCGGCUUUGGUAUUUUUCACUCUGGUGUGGAAGUUCAUGGUGUAGAAUAUGCAUUCGGAGCUCAUGAUUAUCCAUCUAGUGGUGUCUUUGAGGUUGAACCCCGGCAAUGCCCAGGCUUCAAGUUUAGGAAGUCAAUACUCAUUGGGACUACAUGCUUGGACCCCACCCAGGUUAGGGAGUUCAUGGAGCGCCACUCUGCAAGCUACAAUGGUGAUACCUACCACUUGAUUUUCAAGAAUUGCAACCAUUUCUGCAAGGAUAUCUGCUACAAGUUGACAGGGAAGACAAUUCCUAAAUGGGUGAAUCGCCUGGCAAAAAUAGGUUCGAUCUUCAACUGUGUGCUACCUGAAGCCCUUAAAAUUUCUGCUGUGCAACAUGACCCGAGUUACCAAGCAUGUGACAGCGAGAAGAGAAGGCUAAGAGGCGCAUUUAGUUGCCUGUCAUCGAUCUCAACGAGGCAAAGACAGUUGUCAAUGUCUUCAUUGUUUCUUCAGUCCCCCUUAAAAGGCUGCUUACCACCAUGAGAAGUGAGAAGAUCUAAUGAUGGCUCACUAAAAGGAAAGGUGAGACGAGGAUGACCAUUGAAAUCCUUUUACUUCGAAAUCUUGUAGACGAGAACUGUUUGGAAGGUUUCUCUAGCUUUCAUGUAUUUGAAAAUUGAUAGCGAACGUGUUGUUCUUGUGUCAGUGUCAGUGCUAGAGCUUAUUAGUCUCGCCAUCAUCUACUUUUUUCUAGGUUUGUGGAGUGAUGCAUGUCACCUUUGUAAUAUAAUAUUCUAACUCAAAUCCUUUGAUUCUAUUUGGUUCUUCACAAGAAGAGAAUCCAUAAGAUUCAUAGGACCCUCGAAAAUGUUUCUUCCAUUGAUGUUCUUGGCAAAAGUGGCACUUUGUGAUUA
This is a messenger RNA of Cornus florida, 1383 nucleotides long. RefSeq names its product deSI-like protein At4g17486. The transcript has 5 exons. Gene Ontology annotation, biological process: protein deubiquitination. NCBI's taxonomy places the organism in Eukaryota, Viridiplantae, Streptophyta, Magnoliopsida, Cornales, Cornaceae. The coding region runs from base 311 to 1012 and encodes 233 amino acids. Gene Ontology annotation, molecular function: deubiquitinase activity. The record is from RefSeq and is a predicted model, not a curated record.